AUGCCGACGCCGGUGCAGCCGGCCGUCGGCCUGAAUGCGCUGCUGGCGGCCGCCGGGCGCAUCGAGGCCUCGGACCCCAAGAGCGUCCAAUCGCGGCCGCGGAGCCGCUUGGGCAAGGUUGAGCUCCGGCUGCGAGGAGCCGAAGUGUGGGAGCCGAAGAGCGUCCGCGACCGGGCUCCGAAGGUUUUUUUCGACGACGCGUACCCCGCUGAGGAGCCGGCCGCGCCCGUGAAGAAGACGAAGCCGAAGACGAAGAAGACCCCGGUGCUCUCGUCCCGGGCCUGCCUCGUCACGGGCGUGCGGCGCACCAUCUGCUCCUGCAAUUCGGAGGGCUGCGGAAGCUACCUCUGCAUGGUCACGGGCGCGCAGCGCAACAAAUGCGACUGCGGCGCGAAGGGCUGCGGCGCGUCCCUGUGCCCCAAGACGGGCCUCGAGCGCGCGCGCUGCGACUGCGGCGACGGCGACUGCGGCGCGUCCCUGUGCCCCACGACGGGCCUCAAGCGCGCGCUCUGCGACUGCGGCGACGGCGACUGCGGCGCGUCCCUGUGCCCCACGACGGGCCGCGUCCGCGGCGAUUGCGAGUGCGACGACGAUGACUGCGGCGCCUGGCUGUGCCCGCGCACCAAGAAGCGGCAGGGUGACUGCCCCUGCCGCCGCCUCGAGUGCGGCGCGCGACUCUGCCCCACGACGGGCCGCGUCCGCUGCGUCUGCGAGUGCGACGACGACAAAUGCGGCGCGUCCCUGUGCGCGCGCACGAAGCUGCCCAAGUGGCACUGCAGCUGCCGGAGCGAGGAGUGCGGCGGCAGCCUCUGCGACGAGACCAAGGUCGAAAAGAGGCUGUGCAAGUGCGGCGCGGACGGCUGCGGCGCCGCCGUCGCCUGCAACGUCCUCGCGGGCUUCCUGCGCGCGGUCAAGCGCCGGGGCGGCAAGGUCGACUUCCCCUUCGUGGCCGUCGCGAAGGCCGAGGCCUUCUGGGGCUUAACCGUGGCCCAGGUCAUGGAGUACCUCGUCGCGACGUACCCCGGCAGCGCCGCCGACGUCCGCCGCAUGUGGACGAUGGGCGUCCUCAACGUCGACCACAUCGUGCCCCGCAACAAGGUCCUCAAGGACAUGGGCCCCUUCGUCGACCGCCACAACAACACGCUCCCGGCCUUCGACUACGUCAACCGCAUCGUCCACCUCCAGCUCGCGCGCCCCGCGAUCAACAGCUCGAAGGGCGACAAGUUCCCGAAGUCGACGAGCGACGCGCUCGCGCGCCGCGUCGCCCUCAUGCCGCGCGGCAAGCUCAGCCCCUCCAAGUUCGCGAGCUGGAUCGCGGCCGUCCGCAAGGACGUCCGCGAGGGCAACUACGAAAUCGGCGACCCCGCGCGGUUCCCGGCCGACCCGCCGCCGGCGCGCCGCGGCGGCCGCGGCGCGACGCGCGCCAAGCCCAAGCCCCGGCGCGGCGGCUCCGUGGGCGCCGCCGCGAAGCGCCCCCGCCGCGCCUCCAAGGCGACCUAG
Molecule: messenger RNA, 1500 nt
Organism: Aureococcus anophagefferens
Lineage: Eukaryota; Pelagophyceae; Pelagomonadales; Pelagomonadaceae
Exons: 1
Coding region: 1-1500 (499 amino acids)
Source: RefSeq, a predicted model, not a curated record